Molecule: messenger RNA, 4349 nt
Organism: Anas platyrhynchos (mallard)
Lineage: Eukaryota; Metazoa; Chordata; Aves; Anseriformes; Anatidae
Gene: DNTT
Product: DNA nucleotidylexotransferase
Biological process (GO): double-strand break repair via nonhomologous end joining
Cellular component (GO): nucleus
Molecular function (GO): DNA binding; DNA-directed DNA polymerase activity; DNA nucleotidylexotransferase activity
Source: RefSeq, a predicted model, not a curated record
AAAGUCAUGCUAUUUUUGUUGCUGUAACCCCAGCAACUGUCCAUCUCUGACCUCAUGUGUUCAUUUGCAGAAUGCCAAAGAGGAACUAGCAUUUGCUUUACCACGUGGAUGUCAUUUUGGCCAUAACAGGGGUUCACAUGAAACCCUCCUCCCCAGGCAUGGGUGCUGGCAGAGGUGUGGUUGUUCUGAGGGAUGCCUGUGCUACUACUGUGCUCCCUGGCACAUCUGGGGCCAAUGGAGACAGUUGGGAGGCACAGACGUCAACUUGCAAGUGCUGCUGGCCAUUGAGAUGUGGCCUGUCAGCCUGGACCAGCCUGUGCUGCCCAGCAGAGGAGCCAUGAUCAUUCAGAUAUACGUUAGUUGAAGCAGUGAGGAAAAUGCCACAGGCUCUUUCAACGGUGCUUGCAGGUUUUCACCUCCAUUUUGGAAAAAAAAAAAAAAGAAACAAUAAGCAGCUAUUCUGAUCAUGUACAUCAAAAAUGUACAUCUGAUAACAGCAACUACAAGAUUUCAUGUCCUCUGUAUCUUACGUGACAAAUGCAAUGAUACAGCCAAAGAAAGAUGGGGAUGACCAGAAGAACCUUUUUAAUGGAGCUGGCAAGAAGCAAAGGUUUCAGAGUAGAAAGUGAACUAAGUGAUUCUGUCACUCACAUUGUGGCUGAGAACAACUCUUACCUAGAAGUGCUGGACUGGCUGAGAGGACAGGCUGUGGGUGACAGCUCCAGGUUUGAAUUACUGGAUAUUUCAUGGCUCACAGCCUGCAUGGAAGCGGGAAGACCAGUUGAUUCAGAAAUGAAAUAUCGCCUCAUGGAACAAGCAGAUCGGUAUCCUACUUUGAAUACACCUGAAUCAGAAGUGCCAUUGUUCACUGCAAGCAAAGUAUCUCAGUAUUCAUGUCAAAGGAAAACAACUUUAAAUAACUGCAACAAGAAAUUCACGGAUGCCUUUGAAAUAAUGGCUGAAAAUUAUGAAUUCAAAGAAAAUGAAGUAUUUUGUCUAGAAUUUCUGAGAGCAGCUUCUGUGCUGAAAUGUCUUCCAUUUCCAGUAACCAGAAUGAAAGAUAUACAAGGGUUGCCCUGCAUGGGAGAUCAAGUCAGAGAUGUUAUUGAGGAGAUUAUUGAAGAUGGAGAGAGUUCUAGAGCUAAAGAUGUGUUAAAUGAUGAACGAUACAAAUCAUUUAAGCAGUUUACUUCAGUCUUUGGAGUGGGAGUGAAGACAUCUGAAAAAUGGUUCAGAAUGGGUUUACGAACUCUGGAAGAGGUAAAAGCUGACAAGACCUUGAAGCUGUCAAAAAUGCAGAGAGCAGGGUUUCUCUACUAUGAGGACCUUGUUAGCUUUGUAUCUAAAGCAGAAGCAGAUGCAGUAAGCUUGAUUGUCAAGAAUACUGUGUGCACGUUUCUACCAGAUGCUUUAGUUACCAUAACUGGUGGUUUCAGAAGGGGUAAAAAGAUUGGACAUGAUAUUGAUUUUUUGAUCACCAACCCAGGACCAAGAGAAGAUGAUGAACUUCUGCAUAAAGUUGUUGACUUGUGGAAAAAGCAGGGCUUACUUCUGUAUUGUGAUAUCAUUGAAUCAACAUUUGUAAAGGAACAGAUACCAAGCAGAGAAGUUGAUGCCAUGGAUCAUUUUCAAAAAUGUUUUGCAAUAUUAAAAUUAUACACACCAAGCAUAGACAACAGCAGUUACAAUACAUCAAAAAAAUGUGAUAUGGCAGAAGUCAAAGACUGGAAGGCAAUCCGUGUGGAUCUGGUCAUAACCCCCUUUGAGCAAUAUGCAUAUGCUUUGUUAGGCUGGACAGGCUCCAGGCAAUUUGGACGUGAUUUGCGAAGAUAUGCUACUCAUGAAAGGAAGAUGAUGUUGGAUAACCAUGCCUUAUACGACAAAAGAAAGCUUUUCAUGCUCCAUCAAGUAGUUGUGGGCACUGUUCCAGAGUCUAAAUAUUCAUAUGCUGAGAAUUCCAUGCUUGAAGAAUACUUUAGAAAAUAGGAAACUGUUUUUACACUAGAGAGGAUCUUUCUCAAAGCUGGAAGUGAGGAAGAAAUCUUUGCACAUCUUGGCUUGGAUUAUCUCGAACCAUGGGAAAGGAAUGCUUAAAGUGAUUUGCCAGUGUGCAUUCAUCAGUUGACAGUGAUGGUCUUUCUGCCUAUCUUGCAGUCUGAUUUAGAUAUAUAUAUAUUACAUGUCUCUAAGAGAAAACUUUUAAAAAUAUUAGUUAGAAGUCCUUAUGUAUGCUUACGUUCCUAGAAAAGAUUAAGUUCUUCAGAGUCCUUUCCAGUCUUUCCAGUUUUAGUCUUUGAUUUUUCUUCAUAGGAUGACAAAGAGGAGGUAGAGCUUGUGGAUUUAUUUUUUUUUUUUCAAAUGAAAACUUCUAACUGGUGAGAUUUUUGCUUGUAACAGAAACUUCAAUAAUAAUAAUGCUUUUUAAAAUAUUGCCAGCUAUGACAAUACCUAAAUAAUACAAAACAUUUCAGCUGAGUCCAAAAAUCACUGAAGUACACACUUAGCUUUAGCUGAAUUUCUUAAGUAUUUUGUUGCAUUCAUAUACAGUUUUUCUACAGUAUAUAAAGGCCAAAGACCUAGGUGGAAAUUAGUCUGGCAGUCUGAGGCUUCAGCUAUAAUAUUUAUCUAGUUGCAUCACCACUCUAUAAAAACUAUAAUCAAGCUGGGAAUUCAGCUUAGACAACAUUACACAGGAAGAGAUUUUGGAAAGGAAAAGUGGAAUAACUCAGUAGCAAUCUUCAAUGGUGAGGAAAAAUACUAUAAAUUUGGAGUACUAAUUUGGACUUCAGAAGAUCCAGGACGUGAUGUGAUGAUCAGGAAUUUGAAUCGCAACCUAUAUGACACCAAUUGCUUUAAUUGUUAGACUAGUGGCUGCUCUGGCGUGAAAGCUUGUAUUUAUCUGUACUCGUUUUUUAUAACUUGAAAUUUAGUUUUUGUCAGUAGCUAUAUAUGCACUGGAAUGAGAAGUUUACCUGAGCUCUUGGCUGCUCUAGACUAUUAUUCCAUCAUUUUGGUCAGAAAUUCAUUUUAUACGUGAGACACUUUCUAAUGAAAGUGAUCCUUUGAGAUGUUUUGUUUUCAGUAAAUUCUCAGUGGCUCUUGUGAUUGUUAUGGAUUUGGAAUACAUUUAUCCUUUAAUGAACAAGGGUAUUUAGUAGUUUAAUAUGUGAAGUUACUUACUGACAAUUCCUUUGUCAAAUUUAGAAUAAAGGUGAUUGAGAGCACCAUGACUGGUCAAAAUUUUUUUCUUAAUUAAUACUGAACUUUUUUCCACCUGCUAAGGCUGAUUUCACAUCUUGGCAUGACAAAACCAUUCACAACCAGUCUUACUGACAGUAAUGGUGUCCCCUAUUCAAACAAUGACAAUGUCCCAUGGCAGCAUAGAUGUCAAGGUUCUACACGUGCAUAAAAUAUACCAAGACUUAGUAUUAUAGUGCUUAAUUACAAGAUGAAUGACUUAAAGUGCAAGUGCCAAAGCUAUUGCUGGUAAUUAAAAAACAUCUUCUGAGAAGCUGCCUCCUCAAGAGAUGUUUUGUUAGUAUAGUAGACAGUAUUAACAAAAGUUCCUAUGUGCAGUUUUAUAUGCAACAUAUUUCUGGUUGUUAAAAUAGGUAGUAGCUGUGUUUUUCUGUGAAAUGUAUUCAUUUUCAUGGCUGGAAUUACAACUAUAAAAACACUUUGAAUAUAUCAGUGCUUAUUCAGUUCUAUAUAUUUGAUGCCCAGUUCUUUUAGGGUACAGUUUAUUCAUCACACUCUCCAUCUCUACUACUGUAUUCAUGAACAAUACUCUCCUUCAGUUUAAUACAGGUAUUCAUCAAGGUAAAACGUUACAGAAUCAGGCCCAGAAGUGACUGUAGGAAAAUGAAAACUAUUUCUUAAAAAAGGAUCUUUUUUUUUUUUUUCUACAAUGAUCUCAUGCUAUUCAAUAAACACAACCAUAUCACAGGUCAUUGGGAGAUUUCUCAAGCUUUAGCAAACAACAUGAAAUAAAAGACGAAUAGGAACUGGUCUACUGCAAGAAAUUAAUGCUAUGCUGUGAAUCCAUUCUAUAACUUGAGAUAAUCUGCAUUAUAUGGUACAAUUUAAAUUCUGUAAUUUAAAGCCAUGAUAUUUGUCAUUAUUAUGAUGUCUUUAGUAGAGUUGUAGGAAUUUAUUUUUUUUUUUCAGAUAUAGUUAUGUGACAGAAAAAGUAUGCUGACCUUGUUUACAGGUUUCAUUCAACUGAGGACUUUUAAAAAGGACUGCAUUGUAAACCAUUCUAAAACCUAAAAUGGGGAAGUAGAAAAAUGUGAUAACAGCAUGGAAUUUUAUUCUUGACUGUACCAAUAAAACCAUCCCUUUAAAGUGCA